AUGCCUGGCUCACCUAGUGUUGACACCCCCACUGAGCACAGUGACGUUGAUGCCACACUUGUUUGGCCGUGCCCAGUGUCUUGCGACGCUGUCGCCGUGCUCGCUCGUCCUCGCCCAGCCUCCAAGGGUGCCAACUAUGGCAUGCCCUCUCCUCUGUUAUUGGUGGUGGCUAAGGUGAACUCGCCAUCCCAUAGUGUCUUGCCCUCGACGCCAAUAUGGCCCCUGCCUCGCUUACGCCUACUGCACAUUUUGCCUCGUCGUCGCCCGCUGCCUCGCCAACGCCCACCAGGGACAUCACCUUGUCGACGCCCUCUUGAGCUCAUCCGCUGA
This is a messenger RNA of Ilex paraguariensis (yerba mate), 330 nucleotides long. The record is from the annotation of a GenBank genome assembly. Lineage: Eukaryota; Viridiplantae; Streptophyta; Magnoliopsida; Aquifoliales; Aquifoliaceae.